This is a messenger RNA of Psylliodes chrysocephalus, 1334 nucleotides long. Lineage: Eukaryota; Metazoa; Arthropoda; Insecta; Coleoptera; Chrysomelidae. The record is from the annotation of a GenBank genome assembly.
GUUUUAACUGAGAACCACGGUUGUAGGAUGGGUUAUUUUAGUAUAAAAUAAUAAAAUGUUAUACAAUAUGAAUUCAAGUAAUAAAAAAUUGUGGUUUUACGAUGAAUUAGGGGACCGUCCCAUAUACGUGAUAUAACAAUCCAUUCAUAAGUCUGUGUACCUUUGUAUUCGAGACAUUCAUUCAAAGACAUUAACAAAGAGUAGUUAGUGCAAUCAUCAUUAUGAGUGCGAUAGUGAAAGUGGUAGUUCCACUUGUGCUAACAAUAACUAUCUUAUUUAGAGAAGCGGCGAUGCAAGUAUUUGACGACGUCGAUGGUUGCAUAGGAAAUAUAUGUUAUCAAGAUUCUAGUUAUCCAUAUCAAGAUAUUCAAGAUAACUGGAAAAUCAAACCAGAAGAAUUUUUGAAUACGUUAGGAGCGCCAGUUUCUAGAUCUAACGUUCCAAGACACGAAAGUGAAGCCAGAAGUUUAUGCAAAUUAUGUGAAACUAAAAUCAGUAACAGAUUUCAAGUUAUGAGUAUCCUUGAUGAUAUUAGGAAAAAAGAAUAUGUGAUUAAUACUACUAAAUAUCCGAGACCAACGAUUUAUUUAGAAACUUGCAAAAAUAAUGACGCUCCUUGUGAUAUAGAAAAUCUUCCUAAUGAUGUUACGACGAAAUGCGUCCAAAAGAAAACCACAAUAAAUCUUCUUACUUUCAAUACAACGUCAAAGGAAUUUGUAUCACGUACCGUGAAUUACCCUAGUGCUUGCGAAUGUGUGCUUUUAGAAGAAGGCCCCGAAGAAUGAACAUUUUAAAUUUAGAAAGUACACAUUUGUGUCCACAUUACCAAAAAGACUGAAUAAGUAAUAAAUAGAUGCAUAAAUAGGACUGUUAGAUUCGUUUGUGAUAAGAAAUGAGUUACUAUAGAAAUGUGUACCACAAGAAUAAAUAAUAACCAGAAGGAUAUCUCCAAUUACGUGAUCUUCGAGGGCUCCCAACCUUCAAGCACACCUACACCGAUAUUCUACACCGAAACUUUCAGUGCUGUGGUAUCUAAAUCGUGAAUUUAUAACAUUUAAGUUUACUUCUAUAACAUAAUAGUAUAUUACACAACUAGUGCGGAAAGUGAUAUAUUUCGCACUUAUAUUAAAUACGGGUUAUGUACACUAUUUUUCAUACGAAAACCGAGCAUUGGUUAGGUAUAUUUUUUAGUGUAUAGUGUGUAAUAUAACUUUGAAUUUUAAGGCAGGAAAUUUGUGGAUUUGAAUUUAUUUGUAUAGGUAGAUUGUAAUUACAAUUUCUGUAUGUAACGAUUUUAUAAAAGCUUGUUUUUGAUUAAAAAAUAAAAUAAAAUA